Molecule: messenger RNA, 655 nt
Organism: Parnassius apollo (apollo)
Lineage: Eukaryota; Metazoa; Arthropoda; Insecta; Lepidoptera; Papilionidae
Source: the annotation of a GenBank genome assembly
GAGCAGGAUAUGCAGUUUGCAAUUUGCAUGCAUGUUUGAUGAACAGGGACAGCAGUUGGAGUGUCCAAGUCUCCCUUUAGGACCCGCACUUUCCACUGAGCCAGCACAAGUAAAUCCGCCGUUGCCAGUGUCACCAUCUUUUACGCGAAAUGUUCGUCCAGAAGUGGUCGUUGUCGUUGGGCGGUUAUAUGAGGAGAACGGCAACGAGUACUUGUUGGCGGACCAGCAUGAACUUUAUCACGAGGAGGUGGUGGCGAGUUCGAGUGGUGGUGCUGUGCGAGGCGUGCGGCUCCCAGCGACGGUAGCAGCAGGCGGGCGUCAGGCACGAGGCGACCGCGGUGCUCGCGUCUCCGCUUCCUCAUGGUGGCGGCGCAGCGACCACCUUGUACAACUAUGUGUGGCAGGCGAUGUUGUGCCUGAGGAUUUGCGCAAUAGGACUUUGAGAGUGGUGGCUGAUAGAGACACAGGGAGAAGGAUGGAAGUAGAUAAUGAUGACUUGGCGGAUGGCAUUGGACAUGCGGCCCUAUUCGAAGGAUAUGCGACUUCUCUUCACUUUGAUCGGCGCCCCAUGGACACCUUUCAAGGUGAAAAAAAAAAGAAACAUUUCUUCCGGAAAGAACAACAAGCCAACCACGCCGUCCGGAAGUGCGUGUGA